Molecule: messenger RNA, 1948 nt
Organism: Leptopilina boulardi
Lineage: Eukaryota; Metazoa; Arthropoda; Insecta; Hymenoptera; Figitidae
Product: facilitated trehalose transporter Tret1-like
Exons: 8
Coding region: 310-1806 (498 amino acids)
Biological process (GO): transmembrane transport
Cellular component (GO): membrane
Molecular function (GO): transmembrane transporter activity
Source: RefSeq, a predicted model, not a curated record
UAAACAUACUAUAUGCAUAUAAAUAUAAAUUAUCUUUCGGGGGGUCAUAUUCUAAAGUAAAGACUACUGUUUGUCUUUUUUUUACACCGAAAAAAAUAUAUAUAUAUUAAAAAGAAAACCAUAAAUUCAUUUAUAUAAAUAAAAUAUAGAUUCAUACAUUUUAAGUUGUGUAGUUUGUAAAGAAAAUGUUUUCUUCGAAUAUUAUUAUAAACAAGCAACAGAUUGUACAUUAAAAUGACGUGUAACCACUGAACGAAGUCUGUAUAUAAUUAGAAUACGUACGUUUGGUGUCAAAAAAAAGAAAAAAAAAUGGUUCAACUAUGUGGAAUAAGUUGUAUUAAAAGAGAAACUACAUUUCAGAUAAUUUUCAGUGUAUUAGCAUUAAUUAAUUUAGUACCAGCAGGAAUGACUGUUGGAUAUUCUUCAAUUGCUCUACCUUAUUUAAAUGAUACACAUGAUAUAAAUUUAACAAAUCAGGAACCAACAAUAUUUGCAUCAAUACCGUCAAUAUUUAUGUUGAUCGGUUGUGUAACAAGCAUCUAUACCAUGACCUUUGGAAGAAGAAUAGCAAUUACCUCCGGAAGUUUGACGAAUAUUAUUGGAUGGACAGUUAUAGCAUCAAGCUAUAACAUACCACAAUUAUUAAUAGGACGAAUAAUAGCAGGAUUUGCUAUGGGAUUAUGUACAGUACCUGGUGUAGCAUAUAUUUCCGAAAUGACAACAAUUAAACUUUCACCUACACUCAAUUCUUGUUCUAGUCUUUUUAUCUCCCUAGGGACAUUAUUCAUAUAUUUUCUUGGCUACAUUAUUGAGGGAAAUUGGCGACUUGUAGCAUGUUUUCCAAUUUUAGUCUCUCUAUUAUCAACAUUAUUAACUAUUAUUUAUCUACCCGAAAGUCCACGUUGGCUUUUAAUUCAAAAUCAAGAGGAAAAAGCAAAACAAUCACUAUUAAAAUUACGUGGAUUAAAAAAUAAAUCAAUUAAAUUUGAAAAUGAAUUUACAAAUAUGAUUUUAUACAACGAAUCAAAAUAUGGUAAAAAAAAUCAACUCAAUACUGUAUCAAUCACUUUGGAUAGUGAUAAUAAAAAUUUUGAAAUAAUAUCACUGAAUCAUAGUGAGGGAAACAUUUUUCAGAAAUUAUCAUCAAAUAUCGUCUAUUUAAUGGAAAUGUUUAAAAUAUCUGAAGUUUGGAAACCAUUUUUAAUACUUAAUACAUUUUUCUUUUUUCAACAAUUUUGUGGAAUUUAUGUUGUUAAUGCAUAUGCUGUGAAAUUAGUGUCAAAAACAGGAAUUACACAAGAUCCAUUUCAAGUAACAGUGAUAAUUGGAAUUUUACAAAUAUUUGGUGAACUUGGACAAAUAUUAACCAGCAGCAGAUUGGGUCGAAGAAAAACGGCAAUUAUUUCAGGUGUUGGAAUGACAAUAUCAAUAACAACUCUUGGUGUUUAUAAUCAAUUUUUUCUAUCUAAUGAAUUAUCGACAAUUCCAUUAGUUUGCAUUUUUAUAUUUGUGACUUUAGGAACUUUUGGUUUUGUCAAUUUACCAUGGUCAAUGAUUGGCGAACUUUAUCCAACAAGAUAUGUUCAUAUUUUAGGACCAAUCACAACUUGUUUUUGUGGAUUAUUUAAUUUUUCAACAAUUUAUUUAUAUCCAACUCUCGAGAAAUUAAGUCCAAUUUUUGCAAUUUAUUUUUAUAGUUUUUGUUCAUUUUGUGCGACGAUUUUUAUUAUAUUCACAUUACCGGAAACAGUGGGAAAAUCAAAAAUGGAAAUAGAAAAACAAUUUAAAAAAAGGGAAAUUAAUUGAGAAAAAAGAGGAAAUAUAUUUUUUUUUUUUUUGAAAAAAAGGAAAUAAUUUUAAAUUUAAUACUCGAAUAUAUUGUUAGCGCUACAUCCAGAGAAAUGUUUUAUUUGAACCAAAUAUGUAUAAUAUAUUUGAGUUAAAUAUA